Molecule: messenger RNA, 5657 nt
Organism: Cavia porcellus (domestic guinea pig)
Lineage: Eukaryota; Metazoa; Chordata; Mammalia; Rodentia; Caviidae
Gene: Hdgfl3
Product: HDGF like 3
Exons: 6
Coding region: 285-896 (203 amino acids)
Source: RefSeq, a predicted model, not a curated record
AUCGUGUUUGCGGUCGCUGCCCGAGGAGGAAUUCGGGGGAGCUCGAGGCCGGCGCCCGGGAGGGAGGCCGGCAGCGGCAGCAUGAGGCGAGGGACGCGGCGCCUGUGAGCGGCGCGGCGGCGGCUCCGCGCGGCGCAGCGACUCCCCUCCCCCGGCCGGCGGCGACUCGCGGCCGCGGCGCCCCCCGCCCACUUCGCUCGUCGGAGCGGCCGCCGAGGCCCGCGGGGGGGCGGCCUCGGCUUCGUCGCGGCGACCGAGGACGACCGGGCCGGGGAGCGGCCGGGAUGGCGCGUCCGCGGCCCCGCGAGUACAAGGCAGGCGACCUGGUCUUCGCCAAGAUGAAGGGCUACCCGCACUGGCCGGCACGGAUUGAUGAACUCCCAGAGGGAGCCGUGAAGCCUCCAGCAAACAAAUACCCUAUCUUCUUUUUUGGCACCCAUGAAACUGCAUUUCUAGGUCCCAAAGAUCUCUUUCCAUAUAAAGAAUACAAAGACAAGUUUGGAAAGUCAAACAAACGGAAAGGAUUUAAUGAAGGAUUAUGGGAAAUAGAAAAUAACCCAGGAGUAAAGUUUACUGGUUACCAGGCAAUUCAGCAACAGAGCUCUUCAGAAACUGAGGGAGAAGGCGGAAAUACUGCAGAUGCAAGCAGUGAGGAAGAAGGUGACAGAGUAGAAGAAGAUGGAAAAGGCAAAAGAAAGAAUGAAAAAGGAGGCUCAAAACGGAAAAAGUCAUAUACUUCAAAGAAAUCCUCUAAACAAUCCCGGAAAUCUCCAGGCGAUGAAGAUGAUAAAGACUGCAAAGAAGAGGAAAACAAAAGCAGUUCUGAAGGUGGAGAUCCCGGCAAUGACACCAGAAACACAGCUUCAGACCUGCAGAAAACCAGCGAAGGGACCUAACUACCAUAAUGAAUGCUGCAUAUUACGAGAAACCACAAGAAGUUUAAAUGUUUGGUUGUCCAAUAUUCUUGGAUUUGAUAUGAACCAACACAUAGUCUUUGUUGUCAUUGACAGAGCCCCAGUUUGUAUGUACAUUAUUCAUAUUCCUCUCUGUUUUGUUGGAAAAAGAAAGACAUUUUAACCUUUUUUAAGGUUGUUGAUUUAAUUUCAUGUUAUUAGGUUGCAUGAUGUUGCCCUUAACCACUAAGAAUUACCAAAAUUUUUGCACAGACUCACACAUCUAGGAUCCUUUUAUCAAGGCAGUUGUGUUCAUUUUUCUGCCUUUACCCCACCAUCACCAAACACUUAAUAUUUUAAGUGUUUAAUAUUGGCAUUUUUAGGUGACCACAUAAUACUUACGGAUGGGAUUUUCUGUUUGACUGAACCCAAGAACUAAUUCCUAGAUACAUAAUGUUCAUAUAUUGAAGAUGAAAUUAAAUCAUCCUUCAGUUUUGAGGCCAUGUGUAAAGUUCAACCAUCCUGUACAGUAUCUAUUCUGUAUUAGAAAUAGCUAGUUGACAGCUUAUAUUUCUCAAAAUUCAUGUUAUGUACACAAUCUGAGUUUUUAUAUGUAAAAUUAGUGAGUCUUUUUUGUGUUACUCCAAAAUAAAGGCAAGGAUUUAUUUUUUCCUCGUGCCAGUACAAUUUGAGCUAAUCACUCAAGAUGGAUACUUUACAUUUUGAAGCUGAAAUCAGCAGCAGCCCUAUGGGAAACCAGACAAAGCAUUGAAUUUUAAAUACAGACUUUAAAAUGAACAGUUUUCUUUUUGAAUCUAGAAUUAAAGUAGUUAAUAUUCAUCCACAAACCAUCAUAUGUACAUUAUUGUUGCUCUUGUGAUAAUAGAGAAUUUUUAUUUCUUUUUAUGCCAGCUUACAUUGUGCAAACACAUUUAGUCAGUUUGGGUUUUAUCAAUCCUGCUAUGCUUGUCCUUGGGACAUUUUUUCCUAUAUUCAAGGUUUGUAGUUGAAAAGUUUACUGUAAAAAAAAGUCAAAAACAAAUUGUAUUGUUUUUAUGAAUAAAUUUAUUGGAAUGUGUACUGGGAGUAAGCUCUGAGGCUGUAAAAAAAAGUUAGUGUAAUCUGGCUUUAUAUAUGUAAUUGUGAGGUAUUAAUGUAAUUCCUAUAUUAAAGCAAAAACUGUUAAGAGCAAGUUGACAAUAGAAUCAAGUAUAGGUAAGGGCUUUUAUUUUCAUCUCUCCAUCCCCAUUUUAAUCCUUUGGGUUUUAGGUUAAUUGGAAAGGAAUGACAAUACAAUUUGCCCUCCUAUCUAGGAAAAUAAUUACCAGCUCAGUGGACCUUAGGUUCACAUUUGAUAUUGCUCAUGCGUUUAGACCCCAUUUCCUUUUGGCUUCCUUAUUUUGGAAGAGAAAAUCUGAGAUGCUGAUGCUGAUGGUGGUUAUGGUAACUGAGGCUACACAAGCUCCAACCCACAUACCACUGCAGGGUUGUGAGUAGAAGCUGUGCUUUUGGUCUGUUUCUGUCAUUUAGCAAAUACUGAUUUACUAUACUUAUUCACAAACAGUUUCAAAUAUGAAAAGUUCACAAAGAAAGUAGUAAGGAUGGCAAUUCAGUACUUUUUCCUUAAAUGGUAUUUUAAAAUUUUGAAUAUUUUGUUUUAAAACUAUGAAAUGCUUAAUUCAUCAAAAGUGUUAUUGUUCACACUAAAAUAUAAGAAUAAAAACAUUUUGAUUUAGAAAAUAUAAGAGAUUUUCUUAACUAAAAAGUCAAAACAUGGAAAUAUAUAUAAAUCAUCUCAAAUGUGAUUUAAUUUGUUUUCAUAAAAGGCCAAAAAAUAAUUUUAUUAAAAAUAUAUGUAGAAAUACAAUAGAAAUAUUCUCAGCCAACCAGCAAAACAAAUGUCCAUUAUGGGCAGUGAUGAAGCUAAUUGAUCUUGCUUCAUCUAUUGAGACUGACACCCAAAAAUCUUGUUAUGAAAGCAGUUUUUAAAUUGGCAGUAAAUAGGGGCUAGGGAUUUAGCUCAGCGGCAUAAACACCUGCCCUGCAAGCAGGCAGUCAUGAGUUCGAUCCCCGGUACCGGAAAAAAAGAAAAAAAAAUGGCAGUAAAUAAUAAACAUUCCUUAGGAAAACUGUUUCUCAAAUAGUUAAAAAUAUUAUGAUCUGCCUUUUAAAUUGAAGUUGAUAGUGUAACAUAUACAUCUUAUAUGCAAAAGUUAUUUCUCCAACCUGUAAUUGCUGCUUUGAGUUUUUUAUAUGUACAGAACACAUUUACUUCUGAGCAGUUUCAAUUUUAUGCUAUUAUAGGCAAUAAACUAAUUUUUCACUUACAAUUAUUUAAUAUGUACAAACAGAAUCUUGAGAUACAUGGUCAGGUUUAUUUGCAGGCAAUUUUGAUGUAUUUCUUUAAACAAACUUACUCAACAACUUCAGUUUUCCUUCCAAAAAGAAAAGAAAAGUUACCCGCUAUACAGUAUUACAGCUCACACAUACAGUGCAGAGUAAGAAUUUGUGUUUUCUUAACUGUUGUGUUUGAGAAGGGAGUGAAAUGAGGAAAUGAUCAGUACCAGUGUAACAAGUCAGUACUCUGGAGAGGAAGAACAUGGUAUACCAUUUUUAUUCCACUUUUUCAUCUGACUUUCUUUUUAUGAAGAACUCCGGUUUGUAGAUACAACGAUAGGCCAAGAGCUGAGGAAGAACUCCAUAUGCUAUGUUUAAUACUAAAAAAAAGAUUUUCGCUUCUUCAGGGACUCUGUAGACAUAAGCAGUUCUAGCAUGGAGAGAAGCACCAAUGUGAGAAAACUGAGCCUGUUGUAUUGGGGAAAAAAAAGAGGGGAAGAGUAUAAGCAUGAAAUUUAUCUCCAAUGGGAUGAAGGGUAAGUUCUGGACAGCUAUUUCAGACCCUUUCUGUGCCCUCACAAACAGCCUCUAGGGCAUAAUAACACCUUCAGAUAACCCUAAUCUUUAAUAUGAGAGUCUUUCAUUACAUCUAAGGCCAGUCUUGAUAUCUGUUCAAAUAAAGUAUACUUUGUAUAGUGUAGCUAUAUCAUGUCAGUUCUGUUUUCUAAUCUACCCAAUACCCCGUAUCAAAUAUUAGUGGCUCAGUUCAACAGAAGAAAAUUUUUGUUUCCUGAUUUGGAUUCUGUAGAUUCUACAGAGAAACUCAGCUGUAGCUUACAAGUUAUUUUCCAGUAGAAAUAAAGUACAGAGUUUUAAAAACUAAAAUAUAUUUAAUAAAUUAUUUAAGAAGAAGCACUAAAGAACUCGGCUUCAUUUAUCAAUCUUUCAGUUACUCCUUGGAGCAAGUAACUGAGCAAAGCUCUUUUGUUACAUAUUUUUAUUUAUUUAUUCAUGUAUUUGUUUUUUAUGCAACUUAAAAAAUAUUAAGGAUUGUUUUGUAUUAUAAGGUUAGCAGCAGGGUAGGGGUAGGAGUAUGAUUGCUCUUUGUAAAAUGGCAAAUACAUGGGCAGACAGCCUUUUCAAAUCAAACUAAUUUAUUUAGAAGUAUGACUUGUCAGUGUAAUCCAAGUUUGCAAAACGGAAAGGCAAGGGCCUCCCUCUACUUGUACACUUGUUCAAAACAUGCAUCAGAAUGUACCAGUUGGUCUUUAUAUAUACUUUUCAUAAGCACAGAGGAAGCCUAUGGCCAGCCACAGCAGAAUUAAAAAGAGAGAAGAGUUCUACAGAAAGCUUGUCUCAUUACAGAAUGCAGCCCCUACAUGUACAUUUCAUGUCUUGCUGAAAUCCAAGAUACACAUGAAUAACAAAUUAGGAACCUGAAGGUAAUAAAUUAUUAGUUCAGCUGGGUCAAAGUGAAAAAAUAAAGGACUACCAACUAGAGAAGACACAGAAGUAACCAGGAUGAAUAAAUAAUUUACUUUAAAUAUAUUUAAGUUACCUAACAUCUCCUUCCAUGUGAAAUCAGUUGACUCGGUGAGUGUUACCACUUAACUGCCAUGACAAGAAAGGGGCAAGCUUUUAUAAGCAGCAUGUUUAUGAAAUUUGUAUCAAUAGUGAAUAUUUUAAUGGGCUACAAUUUUACGAAUUAGUGGUAUAUUCUGGAUACCUCUGGUACGGUUUUGCUAUUUUCUGGAGAUAGAAUUUAGAUUACUGUGGUGUGUUUCCAAGGACCAACAGGUGGAUUGUCUGCAUUGAGAGUCACGGGCACUAAGGGCUCUGCGCUCAUACGCACCUCCCCAGGGCAGAUACCAGACAACCUAGCCAAUGCGUUUGCCUCCCUGGGCUGCAGCCACAAAUGACCUUCAAAAUAAAGGGUACUUUGGGGACUGCCCUGAGGAGCUGUGGACAUUCUAGAAACUCUGAAUAGGAGCAUGGCUCCUGUCACUGUUUUUCUCUAGGGCCUUUUUGAAUGACUUUUUCUGAAUAUAUAACUAAACUUUCUGGACUACCGGCCAGUUUUGAACCCUAGUUUUCAGAAAUAUGGGUUUGGUGGCUUUAUAGAUACUUGUGUGCAUCACAAAAUCAAAAGAUUUUGAAAACUGCCCACUGUCCUUUCAGAGAAUAAAUAACGAGCAGUUGUGCCUACUGCCUGCAUAGGAAAACCUCAAAAUGUCAAUGAUUCCGUAGGCCCUUGACCUGCACUGACCGUGCAGCUAAUACCUCAUUUUCACAGACAGCAAACCAUGGCAACAUUAAAAACAGAUUCAUGUCCUUAGAUUAGAUUGUAAGCCCACCGGGCAGGUACUGUGUCUGAUGUUUUGUGUGGCACCUAUCACAUUGUUACAGCUCAAUAAACGUUCAACAACA